Drosophila subobscura is the source of this 1709-nucleotide messenger RNA. RefSeq names its product probable cytochrome P450 12d1 proximal, mitochondrial. Gene Ontology annotation, molecular function: oxidoreductase activity, acting on paired donors, with incorporation or reduction of molecular oxygen; monooxygenase activity; iron ion binding. The record is from RefSeq and is a predicted model, not a curated record. Bases 40 to 1602 code for a protein of 520 amino acids. The transcript is spliced from 3 exons. NCBI's taxonomy places the organism in Eukaryota, Metazoa, Arthropoda, Insecta, Diptera, Drosophilidae.
CCUCAACGAUUUAGUUGUUUGUCGAGUGGCGUUACGAGAAUGAAUGCCUGGCAGAGUCUGACACGCCGCGUGGCCGUUGCCACUGGCCCCCUGCGAUCAGUAAGAAGCGCCUCAGCACAGACCCAAGUGAAAGUCGAGGAUGUGGAGGGGCGUCCCUUCAGUGAGGUGCCGCGACCCGGCAAGUUACAGUAUAUGCGCAGCUUCAUGCCUGGCGGAGAGUUCAGCGACGCCUCCGUUUAUGAUUACUCGAUGGUCAUGCGGCAGCGGUAUGGUGACAUCUUUGUGCAGCCGGGCAUGUUCGGGCGCAAGGAUAUGGUGGUGACGUACAGCACCAGCGACAUUGCCACAGUGUUCCGUAAUGAGGGAGCGUGGCCCAGGCGCGAGGCAUUCGACUCGAUUGUCUAUUUCCGCGAGCACAUACGACCCGAUGUCUACGGGUAUAGUCUAGGGCUGACCUCGGGGCAGGCAGAAGACUGGGGCAAGAUGCGCUCCGCUGUCAAUCCGAUCUUCAUGCAGCCCAAGGGCCUCCGAAUGUACUUUGAGCCGGUGUCCAACAUCAACAAUGAGUUUAUCGAGCGCAUUAAGGAAAUACGCGAUCCGAGGACUCUGGAGGUGCCCGCCAACUUUUUUGAUGAAUUGCAGCGCCUGAUCUUCGAGUCGCUAAAUCUGGUCGCAUUUGAUCGACAGAUGGGCAUCAUCAGGCGGAACAGAGACAAUCCCGAUGCACUGGCACUUUUCCGCACCUCGCGGGACAUAUUCCGCUACAGCUUCAAGCUGGACAUGCAGCCAUCGAUGUGGAAGCUCGUCUCCACGCCCACCUACCGCAAAAUGAUGCGAACCCUCAACGAGAGUUUGGAUGUGGCGCAGCGUUUCCUCGCCGAGGCGCAGCAAGUGCUGGAGGAGCGUCGCCAGGCCGGCGAGCAGGUGAGUGGCCGCAGCAUGAUGGAGCGGCUGCUGGCCAUCGAUCCCAAGUUGGCGCUCAUCAUGGGCCUGGACAUCCUUUUCGCGGGGGUGGACGCCACAGCCACGCUGCUCUCCGCCGUGCUGCUCACGCUUGCCCUGCAUCCGGCAAAGCAGCAGAAGUUGCGCGAGGAGCUGCUCAAAAUCAUGCCCACAAAGGAGUCGCUGCUCAGCGAGGACACCAUGAAGGACAUGCCCUACCUGCGUGCCGUGAUCAAGGAGACGCUCCGCUACUAUCCCAACGGCCUGGGCACCAUGCGCACCUGCCCCGACAACGUCACCCUCUCCGGCUACAACGUGCCCAAGGGCACGCCCGUCCUGCUCGCCGCCAACGCAAUGAUGAAGGAUCCCGCCUACUAUCCACAGCCCGAGGAGUUCCUGCCCGAGCGCUGGCUACGCGAUCCUCAGUCCGGCAAGAAGCAGCAGGUCAGCCCUCCCUUUACCUUCCUGCCGUUCGGCUUUGGGCCACGCCAGUGCAUCGGCAAGCGGGUGGUGGAUCUCGAGGUGGAGACCAGCGUGGCCAAGCUCAUACGCAACUUCCAAGUGGAGUUUCUGCACGAUGCCAGCAAGCCCUACAAAACACUCUUCGUCAUGGAGCCGGCCAUAGACUUUCGCUUCAAAUUCACAGACCUUCCAGAGUAAGAGGGUUGCACCCCGUGGUGUAAUAACUCAACCACCCAACCCCCCAUUUGUUAGAUAGGAUUGGAGAGAGUAUUUACUGUCAAUAAAUUAAGCCAGCAAACUGAUAA